AUGUCUCAAGAAAGGGACAGAGCGCUUAAGGGACUCACGUUUCGAGAGUUUGCCGCAGUACUGAUGUUGCUGCAACCGCUCCAGAACCGUACGAAGGUGGUCAACAUGCUCAUCAGCCUCUUCUACCUGGCCUCCUCCACAGAAGACGAGCUGCACGUGCUGAUGGAAUGUCCUGCUGACGAGCCGCUAAGGCGAGCAGUCAAAUGCAGCUCAGCAUGGGAGCUGGAGAUGUGCCACAACACAACAGUAACCGCCGGCAACACUACCAUGGGGCGGGUAGGCCAGCCAGCCAGCCAGUGCGCCAGUGAUCACAUCACCCGCCGAGUGAAGUACCGGGUACGUGGUAUCCACCCAGUCAUAAUAUCCAUUUGGCCCUCGCCCUCGUCAUUGCACAUCUCACUAGUGACUAAAGAGGCAGAAAGAAAGAAAAGCAUUUUCGCAUUCUUUCACAAAACGGCAUAUCCCACCCACUCGCCACUCGCGGUACGAAAGUCAGCAGCCGACAUCGUCAGAACGCCCAGAGCCACACGGCGCGAGGAGUCUCUUUGCGCACAAACGACAACGGACACGAUGCAGAAGCACAUUCACCUUCAGCUUCACCUUGCGGGCACACGCGGCCCAACGAAGGAAACCCCCCCAUCGCCCACUUCGCCACCAGGCCACCGGGCGCACCAAAGCCGCACCAAAGCCGCAACCAUAACAAUUGGAUUGCAGGGCACACAGAGCUUUAGCAAGAGCAGCUGCAGCUGCAGCACCAGCCAGCAUCAUCACGCUGCAGAGCUAACCCAUGAGGCGAAAGAAGGCAGGAAGUCCAGUCCAUCAAGCCGGAGAGGAGAGGAAAGUGAACCGCGCGGGAGUCAGGAGCGAAACGCGGCGGCCGAGGCCCACAGCACAGCGCAACACAAUACCUCCAGGGGAGUGCGAACGCGGAGGAGGAUAUGCAGACCAAGCAGCCCACGCACUCGCCAACCACCGCUAUUCCAGUACAGUCCAGGCGUAUCCUCGUCCCUCAUUUCACCUCUCCACGCCUCCGAUGCGCGCCAUCAUGACCAGUGCAUCCAGCCCAUCUCGGGAAGUGCCACCCGGCAUGUACGGCAUACAUAUGCCAUGCAGUUGCAACCCCCCAGAGUAGAACGGCGAGGCCGGGCUGGAGGCGGUCGCAGAUCACCGUACGACAGCCUCACGAGCAAAGCAACUUAA
Volvox carteri f. nagariensis is the source of this 1200-nucleotide messenger RNA. RefSeq lists its product as uncharacterized. The transcript has 8 exons. The coding region runs from base 1 to 1200 and encodes 399 amino acids. The record is from RefSeq and is a predicted model, not a curated record. NCBI's taxonomy places the organism in Eukaryota, Viridiplantae, Chlorophyta, Chlorophyceae, Chlamydomonadales, Volvocaceae.